GGCGUCGGCCUUGCGAAGUGUUCGCUCGGAAAUAUGCGCAGGCCAGUUGUGUUAUAAUCUUUCGCUAUAAUUGGAUAUGAUAUCCCGUAUACAUUUUAAUCAGAGUGCAUUUUAAAAACGUGGCGGUCUUUGAUCACUAGUAGUAUCUUAUAACGCUACUAGGUCUAUCUUCUAAUAAAAUUCAUUCAUUAGUCAAGCAGGUCAAAAGAAUCAAAUAAAAUGAUGACGAUUCGUAAAAAACUUCUUAUCAUUUUUUCAAUAGGUUUAGUAUUAACAAUUAUUGGAUUAACUACUGGAAUUCUUUGGUUUAUGAUUUAUUCAUCGAUUUUAAACACGCAAUUAUCUUUAACACCAACGUCUACAAGCUACAAGCUGUGGGAAAUAACACCAAUUCCUAUGUAUUUGAAAAUAUACAUGUUCAAUUUAACUAACUAUGAAGAUUUCAUUUCACAUAAUGAAUCUAAAGCAAAACCGAAUUUUGUGGAAAUGGGUCCUUAUGUAUUUAGGGAAGUUGACUAUAAGGUAGAACAAAAAUGGCAUGACAAUGAUACCAUAACAUAUCAAAGGAAAAGGGUAUGGCAUUUUGAUAAAUCUUUAUCAAAAGGAGAUUUAAAUGAUAAAGUAACUAAUAUAAAUCCUGUAACUGCUAGUGUCGGAUAUGCAUUAAGACAUAAAAAACCUAUUCUCCGUGAUAUAGUAGAUAGAGUAAUGAAAUCAGUAGGACAACAGUUAAUAAUUACCAAGUCUGUUAAUGAAUUACUUUUUGAAGGCUAUGAAGAUACUAUAUUAAAAAUAGCACAAAAAAUUAAUUUCACAGAAAUUCCAUUUACCAAAUUUGCUUGGUUUUAUGGGCGAAAUGGUUCUGCAUCCUAUGAUGGAACAUUCAAUAUGUUAACUGGUAAAUCUAAUUUACUUGAUGUAGGUAUAGUCAAAGAAUGGAAUUUUAAUAACAGAGUAAGUUAUUAUCCUGGAGAAUGUGGAGAAAUAAGAGGAACAAAUGGUGAUUUAUGGCCACCAUUACCUGAUAAUAAAACUGUAUCUUUCUUUGUACCUGAUAUUUGCACGAGUAUGUCAGUAACAUAUGAUAAUACAACUAUUCAUGAAGGAUUAAUAGGAGCUAGAUAUAUUAGUGACGAUACAACAUUCGACAAUGGUUCAAUAGUACCAUCGCGUUCGUGUUAUUGCGAGGGAGAAUGCGUUCCCCCUGGAGCAUUAAAUAUUUCAUUAUGCAAAUGGGGUGCUCCAGCAUUCAUCAGUUUACCACACUUUUAUUUGGCCGAUCCAAGUUACAGGGAAAAUAUCAAUGGAAUGAAACCUAGUAAAGAAAAACACGAACUUUCAAUAUCCAUAGAACCGAAAACGGGCGUUCCACUGAACGUGCAUGCACAACUACAAUUAAAUUUGUUGAUGCAACCUGACCAUGAGAUGUCCAUGUUUAAGAAUAUUAAGAAAACAUUUAUACCAAUGUUAUGGUUUACUCAAGAAGCUUAUCUGACAAGUAAUUAUGCUCAUAUAAUUAAAUUUAUCAUUAUUUUGGAAUCUUUGGGCAGCAUAACUUGUUAUGGUAUUGCCUGUAUUGGCAUUUUAAUUAUUUCUACCGGCAUAUUUUUGUACAUUAAGCAUGGUUUGGGUGAAGAAGAAAAUCAAGUUUUAUUGUCAAACAAAUCUAAUGAAAAUGAUGAUAUUGGUACUGUUAAUGAAUGAUUGAUUAUAUUUGCAAGCAUAUGAUUAGAUUAUAUGGAAAGAUAUAAUCAAUGUCUACCAAAUAAGAAACAAAAAUCAUCUUCGAAAUCUUAGAGUGUAUAAUAAUUAUGUAUGUAGAUUACAAAUCUUACUGUAUAUCUUUUGAUUGAAAUUGAUAUAACAAAAUUGAAGAUAACAUCAAGUUGAUUGUAAGCAAAAUUGUAUUCAUACAAAGUUAGUGCAUUGUUCAAACUGUUUAUAAAUAUGCUUUUAAAAUGUAACUAUAACGGUAAUCAAGUGCCUCAGUGCUUUAAUGAUGACAAACGUUAGAAAUAGCGUAAAAUACAAUAGAUACCUCGAAUGCUUAAAAAUGAGAUGCAUAUAAUAGCAAAUCAAUAUUAAUAUAAGUUUCCUUUCGUAAGCGAGGGAUAGAAGUAUAUUCCCAAUCUCUUGUAUAAUAUUUUUUUAGUACCUAUUCAAAAUAUGUAUUAUAUUGUAGGUAUGUAUAUAUUUUUAUCUAUGAAAUCUAAAGAAAUAAUAAGUAUUAGAAUCACAUUCAUUAAAUUCAGUUUAUGUUAAUGUUCAUCAUAUAAUUAAAGUUAUAGCAAUUGCAAUAUUGUUACAGCUGUGAUAACUACAGUCUUGUUUCAUUAGAAUAAGAAUUCUUAGAAACUAAAAGACAUUACUUUUAUACAAUACAUUGUUGAAAGUAAAUUACAUAUAUGUAUGUACAUAUUUUCUUCGUAUCAUGCCCUUAUUAUACCUUUGGUCUAUCUUCUUGAGAAGUCACUCGUGUAACUUCUAGAUGUCACUACUGUUUAAUUUUUUUAAAUGAAAAUAUACAUUUCCUACCGUAUUGGUGGUCUGAUAAAAUUCUUGUGUAAAAAAAAUAGAAAAAAGAUGAAAAAAUAAAAUUAGCAAAUUUUAUUUUUUGCAUCAAAUAGUCUGGCUUUUACUAAACAAAACGGAUAUGAUGAAACGAUUGAAAUUGGCUGGUAAAAUGACACGCCACGCCAAUAGUAGUCAAACAUGAGAAUUGUAGAAACCUCGUAAAUUCAUUAUUCAUCAAAAUUCUUGUAAAAAGAACUUCGAAAGGUCUUUUAAAAAGGCAACCAUUCUAAUUACGCUCUGAACUAUUUUUACAUUUAGUACUUGCAGCAAUAUUACUGACACAAUGUAUAAACUACCAAAAUAAUUUUUUCUUCGUACCUAGACUACCAAUUAAACAUGAAAAAAUAUUUUGACCGAGUACAUGCAGAUCUACAAAGCGGAAUGUUUUAUCGAUCGGCUGUAAAGUGAUUUCAUUAUUCACGUGUAAAAAUAAAAGAAUCCUUCGUUCAAGAA
Molecule: messenger RNA, 3027 nt
Organism: Bombus pyrosoma
Lineage: Eukaryota; Metazoa; Arthropoda; Insecta; Hymenoptera; Apidae
Product: protein croquemort-like
Exons: 9
Coding region: 220-1704 (494 amino acids)
Cellular component (GO): membrane; cytoplasm
Molecular function (GO): scavenger receptor activity
Source: RefSeq, a predicted model, not a curated record